Messenger RNA from Hirsutella rhossiliensis, 915 nucleotides. RefSeq lists its product as uncharacterized. The transcript has a single exon. Bases 1 to 915 code for a protein of 304 amino acids. The record is from RefSeq and is a predicted model, not a curated record. Lineage: Eukaryota; Fungi; Ascomycota; Sordariomycetes; Hypocreales; Ophiocordycipitaceae.
AUGAAGAUCGUUGUUUUGGCGGCAGCACUCUCCAUUGCGGCUGGCACUGUUGCCUCGCCCCGCAACUCGAACGGGCACGCUAAUACUAAGUCUGCUACCGCGGAACAGCUUGGGGCCAUGUCGGAGCAAGACGCCCACUCCCUGCCCGUCCCCACCGACUUGCUCUACCCACCAAGCUCCCUUGAAGAUUCCGGCGACGACGGCGACGACGGCGACAACGGCGACACCCACCAACCCCCCCUGAAGAUUCCGGCCACGACGGCCACGACGGCGACAACGGCCACGACGGCGACAACGGCCGACAACGGCGACAACGGCGACAACGACGACAACGGCGACCACGGCGACCACGGCGACCACGGCGACAACGGCGACAACGGCGACAACGGCGACAACGGUCCUCCCGGUCCUACCGCUCCUACCGCCCCUACCGCCCCUCCGCCCCCACCCCCUCCCGGCCCGGUGGGCAGGGAUGGUACCGUCCCCAUCCAACGCUGUUAUGCCCCGUCGCUUCAUGAUCACAUGACUACCGACGAACAAGGCGGCCCGGGCAGCCGCUGCGAGAACCACCCUCUAUACAACCACGAGGGCCCCCUCGGCUUUGUAUACUCCAGCCAGCGCCCGGGCACUAGUCCCAUUUACCGCUGCUAUGCCGCGCAGCUUCAUGAUCAUAUGACUACCAGGGAGCCGGGCGAGCCGGGCACCCCCUGCGAGGGUAGUCCUUUUUAUCAGCACGAAGGGAUCCUCGGCUACGUAUUCAACAACCAGGCCGAUGGCACCAUUCCCCUGACUCGCUGCUAUGCCCCGUCGCUUACAGAUCAUAUGGACACCCUCCAGCCGGGCGAGCCGGGCAGCCACUGCGAGAAUCAUCCUUUAUACGUACACGAAGGGGUCCUCGGAUACGUAGUCGCUUAA